Messenger RNA from Strigops habroptila (Kakapo), 1334 nucleotides. RefSeq names its product methyltransferase-like protein 7A. NCBI's taxonomy places the organism in Eukaryota, Metazoa, Chordata, Aves, Psittaciformes, Psittacidae. The coding region runs from base 327 to 1067 and encodes 246 amino acids. The record is from RefSeq and is a predicted model, not a curated record. Gene Ontology annotation, molecular function: S-adenosylmethionine-dependent methyltransferase activity. The transcript is spliced from 2 exons.
UUCCUAAUACAUUUUGCCAGUGGUUAUGUCCAAAGCUGUACUGGCCACUUUAUCUCUCUUAUGCAACAGGCUGGCAGUUCCUCUUCUACGAGGGCCGGGACGCUACGGGAACUGUUUGGAAUGCAGUCCUGCUUUUCCCUUCCUCGCCUGUGACCAGGCUUUAAAAUCAGCUUCAGAGAAAAGUCUACCACACCAAUCCAAGGAGCUGAAUAUACUUCAAGAAGAACACAGCGAGUACAUGAAUGCAGCUCCGUCUGAAUCUCAAGGGUUCUAAACCACUGAAGAACUAGUUUUGCUCAGUGCGGAUCCUCUGCCCCACGCUGGAAAUGAGAGAGGCCACCAUCCUCUUCCUCCGUGCCUGCCUCACACUGCUUGCCAUGCCCAUCUACAUACUAUCAUUCCUGGGCAUAUGGGAGCCGUUCUGUAGGAAAGUAUUUUUUCCUUUCUUCUUAGAGAAGUUAACUGCACUUCAGGAGAGGAAAACAAAGAAGCCAAAGCAGGAGCUAUUUCGUAAUCUCCCUGACUUCGGAAGCCCCUCAGGAGAGCUGAAGCUGCUGGAGAUCGGGACCGGCUGCGGUGCUAACUUCCAGUUCUACCCACCAGGCUGCAAAAUCACCUGCACCGACAUCAACCCCAACUUCCAGCAAAGCCUUUUGAGAAGCAUGAACAAGAACCAACACAUUUCCUACGAGCAGUUCCUCGUAGCUGCAGGAGAAGACCUGCACCAGGUGCCCAGUGGUUCCCUGGAUGCUGUCAUCUGCACCCUUGUCCUCUGCUCUGUGCACAAUGUGAACGGCACCCUGAAGGAAGCACUGCGAGUGCUCAGACCAGGAGGAGCUUUCUAUUUCUUAGAGCACGUGGCCGCUGAUCAUUCCAGCUGGAAGUAUUUUUGGCAGCAGAUCUGCUAUCCGACUUGGAAACUCAUCUUUGAUGGAUGCUGCCUAACAAGGGAGCUAUGGAAGAAUCUUGAAGAGGCCAACUUCUCAGAGCUGCACCUACAGCACAUCAGCAUCAAUCUUCCCUGGACUCCCAUUCAGCCUCACAUCAUUGGCUAUGCUGUGAAGUAACUCAGUGCCCUGCCAGUCCUUCUCCUCUGCACCCACAGAACUUCCUAGAAUCAACACAGCACAGGCUAAUCCCAACAUCCCAUUCAGGGAGCACAGUGAAGGAUUGUCAGGAAAACUUCUUUUUGUUAAUGGAGUUGCUCCUGAGGCAGAGUGAGGUUUAAAACUUUAUUUGAAUAAAGGGCGAUCCCCACCAGACACACCUUGUCCAAGGAUUCUCAAUCUGGUGCUGUAAUAAAGAAUACCUGCUUAAUAAUAUCAAAAUUGGCA